Xenopus laevis (African clawed frog) is the source of this 3285-nucleotide messenger RNA. RefSeq names its product abhydrolase domain containing 17B L homeolog (gene abhd17b.L). The record is from RefSeq and is a predicted model, not a curated record. Bases 429 to 1295 code for a protein of 288 amino acids. The transcript is spliced from 5 exons. NCBI's taxonomy places the organism in Eukaryota, Metazoa, Chordata, Amphibia, Anura, Pipidae.
CAUUGCUUUUGUUCACAUCCCCCAAUGCCUGUUGUAAGGCUUGGGUAUGUCAGUGACGUCACCACCGUUCCCAUAAUCUGAUUGUGCAUCUUCUUCUUCCUGGAUGGACUCCGGACCUGCCCUAUAAACCGAAACCGGGAAUUGAGUAAGAUCGCAGCUGGUCGUUUGGAACUGUUUUCCAUACGGUGUGGGGCCCGUUGGAUGGUUGGAGCGCCGUGCAUGUGUUCGAUAAAUGGAAAGCUGUCAUUCGGGCUAUGACGUUUGCUGACGCGAGGACUGAGAAUCAUUGCUGACGUCAUUGCCCCGCACGUAGUGGCGUUACGUUUCUUGCCUAAGACCCCCCACGUACUGCGUGAGAAGCAGCUGAAGCCAGCCCACCCUACCCUUCUCUGUUGUUUUUCCUGUGACCCGGCUUCUCAGAAACCAAGAUGAAUAAUCUGUCUUUCAGUGAGUUGUGUUGCCUUUUCUGUUGCCCUCCUUGCCCAGGGAAGAUCGCCUCCAAGCUGGCCUUUUUACCUCCUGAUCCAACCUACACCCUUAUAUGUGAUGAGAGUGGCAGCCGCUGGACUCUUCAUCUUUCAGAAAGAGCAGAUUGGCAGUACUCUUCCCGGGAAAAAGAUGCUAUUGAAUGUUUCAUGACUAGAACAAGUCGAGGAAACCGCAUUGCUUGCAUGUUUGUGCGUUGUUGUCCCAGUGCCAAGUACACACUGCUGUUUUCUCAUGGCAAUGCUGUUGACCUGGGUCAGAUGAGCAGCUUUUACAUAGGCCUGGGCUCUCGGAUUAAUUGCAACAUUUUUUCGUACGAUUAUUCUGGAUAUGGGUCAAGUUCGGGGAAACCAUCAGAGAAGAAUUUAUAUGCUGAUAUUGAUGCUGCUUGGAUUGCUCUUAGAACACGGUAUGGAAUUCGUCCAGAACAUGUCAUUAUAUAUGGACAGAGCAUAGGGACGGUGCCAUCUGUGGAUCUUGCUGCUCGCUAUGAAAGUGCUGCUGUUAUUCUACACUCUCCUCUUACCUCAGGGAUGCGGGUAGCUUUCCCAGACACCAAGAAAACCUAUUGUUUUGAUGCAUUCCCAAACAUUGACAAGAUCUCGAAGAUCACUUCCCCCGUUCUGAUCAUACAUGGCACAGAGGAUGAAGUCAUAGACUUUUCUCAUGGUUUGGCACUAUUUGAGCGCUGCCAGAGGCCAGUGGAGCCACUAUGGGUAGAAGGCGCCGGACACAAUGAUGUGGAACUUUAUGGACAAUACCUUGAGCGAUUAAAACAGUUUGUCGCACAAGAGCUAGUAAACUUGUAAACAACUUUGCAACACAUUUCCCAACAAUGGAUUGCAGCUCUCCAUAGUCUCAAAAGGGUUUAGCAGACCAUUUCUCUCUUAUACUUCAUUUGCUGGACUGUGAGCCAUAGAAAAGUACUUUAAAGCCUGAAGGUCUGUUUGCAAAUCAGAUUGGUUGCCUUAACAGAUGGACAGGUAAUGAUCUGUUAACAUCGGUAAUGAAGUUUUUAUACCAGUAUUACUAUCUGGAAUAACACUUGUGCAGUCAGCCUUCUUUAAUUUACCUAAUUGUGUGACACUUUACUACUUAAUUUUUUCAGGCCACUAUGGGGAUCUUGGCAUCAACAACCCACAAUAUUCACAGGAUAUGUCAGAACAUAUCAAGGGUGUGCAAUAUUUAAAUAACUGCAAAGAGAUCGGCAGAAAGAAUUGCCCGUGACUUCACUAAAUCCGUAAAUCUCUAUGUAUUUCUACAUAUCAUCCCCCAAAUCAAUUUAGGAUUUUAACACCUUUUGACGGUAGAUGAAACCGAUAACAGCUGUAAAAGAAAUUUUCGUGUUUUUUUUUUUUUUUUUUUUAACCUGUGAAAUAUGAACUAUAUCAAGUGUAAAACUUGCACAUGUUGCCAAAUGUUUAAGAAAUGGGAAAAUUGCAUGUUUUUUUAAUUUGUUUUCAGGGUUAGCCGGGCCCUUAACAUAAAUAUAAGCAACAUCUCAAGAUAUAUUGUAAUUUCAUCUACUGACCUGUUCAGCUGUAUAAAGGAAACAUACCACUGAUGCUGUGCUUAAUAAUGGUAGCUAAAUCAUUUUGUAUACAUCAUGAAUUCAGUUUACAGAAGUUAAUACUAUUUUUUUUUUUUUUUUAAAAUGCAGGUGAUAAUAGUUAAAAUGUCAUUAAUUGCACUUUUUACUGCUGGACAAAAAACAUUUUCAUUUAAGAAAAAUCCUGCCUGGUUAGGGUUUCAUUUUAUGUAUUGUUUGUCCUCAUUUAAACUGUGCAGGCUAGUCUUUCUGGUACAUAUAUAAAUCAACAUUUUUAUGUUCAGAAUUAUGGUUCGCCUCUAUGGAAAGGAUUUGGUACAUUGUAUAGUUGUUUUGUGCUUCACCCCCUUAUUGCCACUGGUGCUAGCAUCACAUUAAUGAGUCUGAACCAUGGUGCCAUGUUAAGUAUAGGGGAUGGAGGAUUCUACUGCAUAGUCAUUCCCGUUGCUGAGCAACAACACGACGGGCUCUAAGAUUCUUCAUCACUUGCCCCUGUUAAAUGAAGUAAUUGGCUCAAAUUUCUCACUGAGGACAGCGGGGAGAUUUUUUGCACUGGGCUGCAUUCCCCAGACGUCUACAAAUGGGCCCUUUAUCUGUAAAACUGACUAGAAAAGUUGCCAAUUUUUUUUUUUUUUUUAAGCUGAAGUAGCUAGAUUGAGAUGGAAAUUAAGUCUGUUUUAAUUGUAUUUGCACUGAUAGCCACAGUGUAAUAAGUAGCUGCUUUUGAAUGUUGGGAACGAAUAAAAACCUCAGAAGAAACAGGUCUGGCUUCUUUUCAGUGCAUGAUAACCAAUCAAUGUGCAUUACAGGGCACACUAAACUAGAGCUUAUAUUGGCCAUUUUUUUCCCCUCUGGAGACCUACUUUCCUUUCUUUCUUUUGUUCAUUUGCUCGCUCGUAUCAGAUGGCACAGGAAGGAUUAAUUAGAUUGUUUUUCUAUUGAUCUAGUUCAGGCUUCUUCCUUUUUUUUUUUUUUUUUUUUUUUUUUUUUAUAAUUAAAUUUCUUUCUCAACUUGCUUUUUCCCUUAGCGAAUUUGCUUAAAUAAACCUGUCAACGAUGAAUGCAACUCAGAAUUACAGAUACCUAGUUUUCAUUUGUGAAUGAAUACAAGACACACUGUGGUUAUAUAUAAAGGCCUUAUUUAGUGUAUCAAAGUGUUGUGGAUGUCUGGGAUUGUAUACAGUUUAUUAAUAUCUAAUAUUCAAAUUUGCCUUGGUUCGAAUGUUACCCAGUAAACUAUUACAAAUGUA